Messenger RNA from Paramuricea clavata, 819 nucleotides. NCBI's taxonomy places the organism in Eukaryota, Metazoa, Cnidaria, Anthozoa, Malacalcyonacea, Plexauridae. The record is from the annotation of a GenBank genome assembly.
UUCUUAAACCGUUCUCUGCGUGAUCAAUUUAUAUGCGGAAUUCGUAAUUCAGCUACUCGGAAAAAGUUACUAAAUGAAGACCGUACUUUUCAAGAUGUGCUAAAAGUGGCCAUAGCUGAUGAAGUUGCUAGUAAGGAGACUUUAGCAUUUCAAAACAAUACGAAACCAGUGAACGAAUCUGUGCAUACUGUGCAUGGUAGAAAUCAAAUUCCUGAUAAGUUUUCAAAUAGCAGGAAUACAUCAAAUUCCAAUAACCUAAGACCACCAUUGCCUACCGCCCAGAAAUUUUCAUAUGCCUGUUAUUCCUGUGGAGGUACUGAACAUUCUCGGGCCCAGUGUAGAUUUAGAAAUGUUGUAUGCAGCCGAUGUAAGCGGAUUGGUCACAUUGCUCGUGUUUGCAAGAGAGGUAACAUGCAAAAUAACUUUGUUGAACAGAAACUGAGUUCAGAUGAUGUGUUUCUUGAGGAAGAAUUAUUUACGGUUUUUGAUGUUAACUCCCUAUACAAAUCAGAAAUUUCCGUACCCUUGAAAAUUGAGAAUCAAGAGUGUUCCUUACAAUUAGAUACUGGUUGUGCAUUGUCCUUGGCCCCCCAAACCUUCUAUGAGCAAUUUUGUUCCCAUAUCCCUUUAAAACCUACUGCAGUGAGAUUAUCUACCUAUACCGGUGAAAAGAUUCAACCUUUGGGACAAAUCAAUGUUAAUGUUACUUAUGCUGGAACUAAGCACUCUCUUCCAUUACUGGUAGUACCACAGGGCUCUGGUCUGAAAAUUCGAACAGAUAUGGAAACACCUCGGGUACUAGUAGCAACGAUUCUGUAG